Molecule: messenger RNA, 1054 nt
Organism: Cuscuta campestris
Lineage: Eukaryota; Viridiplantae; Streptophyta; Magnoliopsida; Solanales; Convolvulaceae
Source: the annotation of a GenBank genome assembly
UAAGAUUUUAAGUUCUAGUCGUAGUUGAAAUUUAACAAGUUGCAAAAGUCAAAAUUGGGAAAAAAUGGCGCCUAACGAACCCCAUACUAUUUAAAUACCAAUUGGAAUAUGUAAUUCUAGAGAGAGAAUUUAAUUCUAAGAGAUGGGAAAUUGUUUAAUGGGAAAUUGUUUAAGAAAUACUAUAAUAAAGUCACCCAAGCCGGCGAAGGUGAUGAAAAUCGACGGCCAGACAAUGCAAUUCAACACUCCGGUCAACGCCGGCGAGGUGGUGAAGGAAUAUUCCGGCCUCAUUUUGCUAGAUUCGGAGUCGGUUAAGGAACAGGGGAUCCGAGCCAAGCCGCUAAGGCCGGAUCAACAGCUGCAACCCGAACGUCUCUACUUCCUGGUGGAGCCGCCGCCGCAGCUUCCGGCGGCGGAGAGAUUUCCGAGGCGCGUCCGGUCCGGGAUCCAAAUGAGCGCCAAGGAUCGGCUCGAGAGCUUGAUGCUGGCUCGCACCAGAUCGGCGUCGGAUAUGACGUCCGCGAAGUCGUUGGCGGCGGCGCGUCAGCAGACGGAGGACGGCGGCGUGCGGCUGAAGCUGCGGAUCCCCAAGGCGGAGCUGGAAAAGUUGGUUACGCAAAGCGAUCGCGACAGCGAGGCCGUUGAGAAAAUCAUGCGGUUUUGCGUGGAGCAAAACGGGAAAGUAGUCGGGUCAGACGAUUCGGGUCUACUUAAAAACCCGGCUUCGCAUUCGGGUUUAUUAAAGAAAGGUCCAAAAUCGGGUGAGAAACGGGUAGGUUUCGGAGAGAUUCAACAUGUAGCUUAAGCUUCCCCAUUAUAAGAGACAGCUCAAUCUAGUCCGUUCUGAUCUGGUCAAUUUCAGUUCAACCCGAUUCUCUAUUCAAGACCGAAUGUAUCUCGACUUUUAGAAAACAUGAUUGCAAUCCCAAAUUGGGACAUGCUUGGUUGAAGGGGAGAGAGAAAGAGAAGGAUAGUGAUUCCCUCCCUGCCUUUGUUUAGCUUAAUAUUUUGUGCAGGGACGAGUGAGGGAGAACAAGAAAACUUAUCAUGAAUU